This is a messenger RNA of Microdochium trichocladiopsis, 1255 nucleotides long. RefSeq lists its product as uncharacterized. Bases 1 to 1107 code for a protein of 368 amino acids. The transcript has 2 exons. Gene Ontology annotation, biological process: methylation. Gene Ontology annotation, molecular function: methyltransferase activity. Lineage: Eukaryota; Fungi; Ascomycota; Sordariomycetes; Xylariales; Microdochiaceae. The record is from RefSeq and is a predicted model, not a curated record.
AUGGGGGCCUCGCCCGCUGUAGGGCUCCCAAUCAGCGACACGGCAGCUAGACCUAGAGGAGCAAACCACGCAAUCAUCGCAUACUUGCUGGAGCAGGUGCCAGAGUUCGCAAGACUUUCGCAUCUUCGUGAAAUAGGAUGGAAAAGCGCCGAGGGCGAUGAGUUCUUUAGGCGACAGCGGUCUCAGGCGGACCGCGCGACGGACGCCAGCAAAGUCUGGUUCUUCAAAAUGAUGCAGAGGGUCGGAGCCGAGCUCGACCACGCCACGAGCGCAUUCACCAUUGCAGGCGGCGGUAGCCAUGGUGUCGAUCGCGAUGGCGGGCCUCGCACGGUGCUCGACUUCUGCAUGGCGCCCGGCGGUUUCCUCAAGGCCGUCAUCGAUCGCAACCCAGGCGUCCGCGCCAUGGCGUUUACCUUGCCCACCGAGUCUGGUGGACACGAAAUCAUGCUUCCUAGAAAGACCAUGUCCAAUAUCAACAUCCGCUCCAUCGACAUCACCAUGCUCGCUGAGGAUAUGGGCAUCCCAAUCGCCGCACGCAGUAUCGCAGAUGGACACCCAGACGCAGACAAAUUCCUACCUCGCCAUCUGCCGGCCGACUUGCUUGUCGACCUCGCCCUCUGUGACGGCCAGGUGCUACGUACCCAGCCGCGCGCGUCCUAUCGCGAAGCCACGGAGGCCACAAGGCUCGCUUCUGUCCAGCUCGCACUCGGUCUCGAGCAUCUCCGUCCUGGCGGCGCCCUCGUGCUCCUGCUGCACAAGAUCGAGGCCUGGGAUGUGGUUGAGACGCUGUACACGUUCAGUACCUUCUCGGAUGUGCAGGUGUACAAACCGCAGAGGGCACACCAGAAACGUUCUUCUUUCUAUAUGGUGGCCAGGAACGUGAAUAGCCGCUCCGAGGCUGCCAAGGAGGCGGUGCAGAAGUGGAAGCUCUGGUGGAAGACCGCGACAUUCGGCACGGUCGAAGAGCUGCGCGAGCUGCGUGGUCCAAAGCCGGGGGAGGUUGACGAGGUGUUGAAAGACUAUGGCCCGAGACUGAUGGAGUUGGGCUUGCCUGUCUGGAAGACCCAGGCUGACGCGCUUGCUGCAGCACCGUUCUUGAAGAAGUGAAAGCAUUUCGAGAUGGGUCACGAAAGAAACAGAAGUCAUACAUAAGUGUUGCAGAGUCCGAAGGGUCUUCUGAUUAGAUUGGUGUAGCUAGCGUUGUUUGAUUGAUCUGAUUGAUCUGAUUGAUCUGAUUGAUCUGAUUGAUCUGAUU